Molecule: messenger RNA, 4513 nt
Organism: Bombus huntii
Lineage: Eukaryota; Metazoa; Arthropoda; Insecta; Hymenoptera; Apidae
Exons: 2
Coding region: 2521-3423 (300 amino acids)
Source: RefSeq, a predicted model, not a curated record
GAAACAUUAGUCAUAGAUAAAGAUUCAACAGGUCGAGAUAUAGUUAAGUAUGUAUUGUAUUCUCGACCAAUCGCGGGGAGACGCAAUUGUCGCGUAAAAUAACUAUUACGUCAUGCGGCUUACCAUACGUCAUAUUCUUAACUAUCCGACUUCCAAAAACGUCGAAAAAAAUCGAAAGGCGUUCAGAACUUUUCGAGAAGUCGAACCGUCAACACAUCUCAUAUGUCGCGCAUUGCGUAUCAACCAAAACGCAGUUACAUUUUUUUUGUUCCAUUUAUAUCUUUCUAGUUAAUAAGUUGUUGAAAUAAACAUUAAUUUAUUUGUGUUAAUUCUGUGGAAUUUCAUUGAACUACCCUUAUUAUCAUAAUCGAAAUAAGGGGAUCGAUCAGUUCGUGGCGUCGAUUAUUUAAUCGCAACGGGAACUUACAACUCUCGUUGACGUGCUAUCUCGCGAUCGCGUCUCUCCGCGAACGGUCGAAACAAUAACAAAAUAAAAAAAAGAAAUUUGAAGUGAAAAAUAAAAAAAGAAAACUUUAUUUUUUUCUAACAACAAUCUACUUUACAAUCCACUUCCGAACUCUAGGCGUGACUUUCUAAGACUGACUCUUAUGAUUUUACUUUCGAUCGGAUCCGAUUACUUCCUUUUGUCAUCCCUCAACAUCCCCAGCGUCCAUGCAUUUGCUAGGCGUCCGCGACCGUUGCCACGUGCUCUUUGUUCUAACACCUUCGGUAGAAGGACCGUUGGGAUGUUGAUGGUUCAUUAGGCACUUCAGCGAUAUACAUUGUCGCCGAGUGCCGCCACAUCUUUAUCUCCAUCGUCAGUCCGUCGGAUUUGAAGUAUGCCGAUCGUGACACAAUCGCGAGGAGAGAUAUCAAUGGGAGUCGUAAAUUCCCGUUACGAUUAUGAUAAUCGACACAACGAGUUGAUCGAUCCCCUGAUUUCGGUUAAGAUAAUAGGGGUGAUUCAGUUAGUAUAACAAUGUGAUUCACAGAAUUAUAAGCUAUAUAUUUCCAACACUUAAGUUACACUGUUGAGUAGGUAUAAAUCGUAGAUAACAACUUGUCGCACGAAGGUAAAAUAGAUAUGCACAUCAGAGCAAGGCUCUUAUAAUUGAAUUUAGUAUGUUAGUAGACGUAGCAAAAGGAUGCUUAAUAGAGGAGGUCUAUGUUCGACAAUACCGAGAACCGACUUAGAUGGUUGAUGUGAGUUGUGGUUGAAAUUGAAGCCAUUCUUAAUUCACGCCCACUGACUUCCAUAUCAUCCGAUCCGAAAGAUCCCCUUGUCCUCACCCCCGGUCAUUUUCUAAUCGGUGACACACUAACAAGUUUACGGGAGCGUGAUUUUAGGACAGUUCCAUCAGGCCGGUUAUCAAGUUGGCAGCGUAUCCACCAGAUUAAACAGCACUGCUGGAGCAGAUGGUAUCGAGAGUACCUUAACGAGCUGACCCGCCGCAACAAAUGGAAUAAGGGCAAACAUGACAUUCGUGAAGGCACCGUAGUAAUCCUCAGAGAGGAUAACGUACCAUCUAUGCAAUGGCCUUUGGGCCGCAUAAUCAAGGUCCAUCCAGGAGUCGAUGGAAUCAUACGGACCGCUACCGUGCAGACGGCAACAAGUAUCCUGGACCGUGGUGUCAAAAGACUGGUCCCCUUACCCAUUCAACCAGAUCCAGACGAAUCCGAACACCCACACGGAGCGAAGGAAAUUCACAAACGACGCACCUGACUCGACAGCCAGAAUUUGAUCGAUGCCCUCUCAACGGAGGAUGUUACGUCGCCUAAAACGUCUGCACUCCAGCCUUCACGACCGGACAGCCAACGGCCUGCGUAACGUCAUUCCGACCCUCAAUAAACCUAAGAACCCACCAUAACUCUUCACUUUUCACUAUAUUGUGUCAACAUGUGUCUUCAGUCAAUCCGUUUGUCCUGAAGAAUUUCUUAAGCCUAAAAGUAUUUUCGACGCACAUCUGGUUUUUUAGAGAGGUCCUUGGGUUUAUCAGGCGCACUUAAAAACACGGAGAAAGCGGGUAUGCACCUAUUAGGAAAAACCGAAUAACUAUCUAAUAAAACAAGCUCGUUCACAUCAUCAACAUCGCAACAAUCUGAUUCAACGCCAUCAAACGCCUUGAAUUAGACAAUCGCUCGCUUGAUUCUCUGGAUCAACAGAAGGAUGGAACCUUACCAGACGACAUGCCGUCUCCUACUACACUAUCGCCGAAAUGGGCCACACCGACGAGUGGCCUGAAACGAAACACUAUACUCGUUGAUUUCAUUGCAGCCUACAAGGUGGAUCAUUUAAUUAAUUUCGAUGGUUUUCAGAACAGCCCAUUGGAUCUCAACACUUGUCCACAAAGGCCACAGAGCACUAUAUCGGACAAGUCUUUGAUCACCAUCAACUUCCUGGAGAGCAUGGUCGAUCAAUAUCAACAGUCGAAACGAGAAUGAGAAGGUCAAGGGAAGGUGCAAUACUUUCAAGGGUCUGGUGUUUCCGAAACACAAUACAAGGAAAGCGAAACUCUCUCAAUGUCUUGCCACGAAACAGUCGACGACACGUGGAACAGAACAAACUCUGUUCAAGAGGAAUUAGAGGUUCUUGACGAGGAAGAGAGUGAUCAUCCAGAAACUACCUCAGACGCAUAUCUUGCCGUUGACAAACGAUUAAUGAAACGCAUCGGGGACGGUCAUGCCCCACUGGAAGCUUACAAGACAAUUGCGACGGAGGACUCCGACGGCAGUACAAGGUGCAACGUUACACUGAUUGAGCGUGGAAGCAAAAGCACCAACAAAAUAACUCAAUUCGUACACAUCAUCGGGGGGAGCUCAGUCUCCCAAUCAGCUCUAAAACUCCGCGUCGUGCUUGACGAAUCUAUAACAAGCACCACCAGAGUUCUUUUCAACGGUACCUCCUGGAUCGAGGCGUUACCUGAUACUUCAUGGGACGAGAUGUCCUACAACACUCCCAGGACCAAGGUGAUCCACGACAAUUCUUGGAUCGUGAAUAUCAACUGGAAAUGUCUUAGAGAAAACGAGGACGACGAUGAUCCAAACUACGAGGUGGACAACAUGCUUUCGACGCAACAAUCCUUAGGCCUGACCAUUAAUUUUCCCUGGCAGCUAUGGCAUCUACGGACAGCAACAACUCAUGCGGAGACGAGCAUCUUGGACCGAGAUGCAAAAUCUUCCCAUUCCAGAUCCGAACCUAACCAAACGGAAGGUAAGAUGUCUCCGAUUUUGUCUUUAGCGGAUAAUUGGACCACGCCGGUCCAACCACCAAGCAUCAUCAAGAAGGCGCGAUACGAAUGGAUCAGCGGGGAGAGCCCUGUCCCCCAAUCAACCAUAGACCUCCUUCACGUCUUCAUUGCGCAACCACAUACGGAUUUCACGUGCCUUUGUGAAAUCGGCGAGAUGCACAACGACACCUCCUGAGACGAGGAUUUCCACGGUCCUUCAUGGACCGAGAUGUUUCACGACACUUCCUGGUUCAUGAACUUCAACGGAAAAUAUCUAGGUAAUGCCGAGAACCACGGCGAUCCAGAAUACAGGAAGGACAACAUAUCCUCAACGCACCUGCCUUUCGGGCGUAUCAUCAACUUCACCCUGGCGACAACGGCCUCAUCCAGACAAUCACAAUCGUGGAUCGAGGUGCCACACAGCUCGUCCAACUAUCGAGCCAACGCGAUCCAGCAGAAUACGGACAAUCAACAAUCAACAAAGAGUUGGACGGCAGCUUCAAUUAAUUCUACCUUUACAGAAAUUUUGAUCGGUACCCUCUCAACGGUGGGAGGAUGUUACGUCGGGCGACCCUCUACCUAGACCAGGCCAUACACCGUGGGCCAGACGGGAACCAGAUGUCCACUCAUCCUUACUGCGUAUCCUCAAUAGUCUUAAGGACUCAUCAUAAAUCCCACUAAUUUGCUAGCUAAGGUCCUUCAGACCCAACAAAUAUCUUUUUUCCAAAUCAUUUUCUACGGAUUGACGAGGGAAAGUUAGUUUUUCUCACGUACGAUGCUUCCGUACUUCAACUUUCUAUCGAGGGUGGCUAAGACUCUUCCUAGUCCACCAAUCUUCGUUUAUCCAAUCAGAAGCAAUGUAUACUGCCCUCACUUUCCUGACCAAAAAUGUCAUGAACAAAUCCAAUGGCCCUGUGCGCUAGACACACCCAUCGCUAGCUUUCCUCCGACACAGCAUCGUCACCCAACUUACUUCUUCUAUACCGCUAGAAAAGUCAACAACUAAGUAUAAAAUCUAACGCCUAACAUCUAAGUCUAAGCACAACGCUAGAGGAGUAUAACUCACAUCAAUUAUCUAAGUCGGUUCUGGGGAAUUUCGAACAUUCACCUCCUCUAUUAAACAUCCUUUAGUGCUACGUCUACUAACAUACUAAAUUCAAUUAUAAGAGCCUUGCUCUGGUGUGCAUAUCUAUCUUACCUCCGUGCGACAAGUCGUUAUCUACGAUUUAUACCUACUCAACAGUGUAACUUAAGUGUUGGAAAUAUAUAGCUUAUAAUUCUGUGAA